Messenger RNA from Durusdinium trenchii, 1283 nucleotides. The record is from the annotation of a GenBank genome assembly. NCBI's taxonomy places the organism in Eukaryota, Dinophyceae, Suessiales, Symbiodiniaceae.
UGUUUUGUUUUUACGACCUGGAGCCAUGUUUGUACCGUAUUACCAACAGCCUGCGACAACGUACACUAUGUGUGCCGUACCUGGCACAGUGCCCACUUUUGGUGGAGCAGUGGUUCGCACGAGAGCCACUGGUAAAGUCACAGCAAGAGUGGAGAUUGACGGCGAGGUUCAUGAAAUUCGAUAUGGACCAGGCUCAUAUGGGUGUAGCACCCAUGGCGUGGUCGCAGUUUCUAUCGUUCCCCUGUCCCAGGAGAGGAAUUCGAAUCUCCUGCAGACUUCUUCCCACCCUGUAAGGCUGCAUUGAGACUUCCGCUCUUCAACUGCACCGGCAUCGGCGUUUGCCUUCGUAUGGUAAUUACAUAAUCAUAUAAACACACUGUUCAUUGCUUUAUAGUUAUAUAGUUAUAUUUUCUCUUUUUGUGGCGCAAGAUUCAGCGACCGUUCCAAGGUGCCAAGCCAUGUUGGGUUUUUUGCAGUCCAUCGGGGCCUUUGACGCUUUACCAACCAUCGACAACAGCCCGCAGCGCACGCCCGGCACGCUGCAGGUUGCGCUACCCUUUUGUGGCAGCAUGCAAGAGCUUUUGGUGAUCACCGACUUCUUGGCCAAGCAGGUCUUAGGACAACAGAAUGUCAAACAGAUUGCCAUCAUGGGCUCGGAUCUUUUCGACUGGAACUUGAAAGGUGGCUAUUGGAGACAGAAGGAGCUGCAUGUGAGACGGCAACUUCCUGGCAUGGAUUUGAAGUUCUGCCAGUUGGACUUGUCUGCUGUUCAGCAUCCCCCUGCGUCCUUGGUCUUUGCAAUCCAUCCAGAAUGCACAGUGCAAAGAGAGCUGUGGAAGAAGAUCCUGUCAAAUGUUAUAUCUGCAACUGUUGGCCUUUGUGUUGUGGCCACCUUCUCAGAGGACGAGGCGAAGGUAGUGGCCAGCAUCGGCCAAGCCCUCCAGCGUCGCUGUCAAGUUCAUCAGAAUCCGUACUAUGAAGGCGCAAGCCCUCCUAGCGGUCCUAGCGGGCCGCCCAGUGGGCCUGGCGGGUGCUAUCCAAACCCGCCCUUCAUGAAGUACAUCGUGACGGUCACCCGAUGAUGCAACAUGACGCGACCAAAACAAAUUGCCACAGACGAGAUGCGCAAGACUUCCACUUUUGAUAGAAGUGGAAACAUAUAAGCGAGAGAGAGAGAGAGAGAAAGAGAGUGCCAGGGGCCUCGCGCGAAGUGAUCCCCCGCUUGCCCGCUUUCCUUUUGGCUCCCUUCUUUCUCAAGGUCUCAAGCAUCGCGUAGCAUCGCC